AUGGCAGAUGCUCUUGACAUAUCAAGAAUGUGGAUUUUAUGGACAUGCACAGUCAUAUUUUUACUGGUCAGAGACUGUCAUUGCAUUCAAAAGACCACGUUAUCGAAGAACUGGGGACCACAGUCAAUGCUUUACUUAAAGGGAAAACAUGGAAGACGGUUUGUUCCUGACAUUGAUGAUAUUAUUUCAAGUUCAGGGUUGAAAAGCUGGUACGCAGUUCUCAAAGGUGUGGAUCAAUAAUUCCUUAAUAUGUCAAAUGGGUGCAGAUGCUGUAGAUAAAUGAAGUAAUUUUGACUGCUGUGUUUUCUCGAAGGGUUUCAGAAACUGAAGUCGCUGAACGCAAGAAAACAAUCAGGAUUGUUCACAAUGCAGAACUUUGUUAUCCGUUAAUCUUUUUUUCUCUUCUGGGUCUGUACAGUGUGCCAUAUUUUAUAUUGUUUAAGAUUCAAAAUAAAUCUAUUUAUGUCAAAUACGUGGGAGACUGAUUGAUUUAUUUGACUGUUUAGAUGGGGCUUUAUAUAUUUUAGGAUUGAUUGUAUAUGUUCUGACAGUGGUGUUGGUUAUGUUUUUAUAAAUAAAAGUUAUAAAUCAAACUUUGGUUGAUGUGUUAAGAUAACAUUCACACUGAAGCUGACUCACAUGCCUAGUUGUAUGUGGUUAUUUUAUGCAUGCACAUUUGUUUCAGUGGCUAUUCAAUUUUAGUUGCAUUUUUCUUAAUAAACUGAGGUCAUUGUAUGUACAUACAGACAUUAUUCCAUGCAACCCAGCUGAGGUGCUUCAGAUGACCUUAAAUACCUCCGAUUCACAGCCAAACUGCAACAGCUGCAAAAGGAGAAAUCAGAUCAUGUGAGCAAGACGUGUCGCCUGCUCAGAGAGCAAUGGCUCCUUUCACUGCCCUCAAAUACACUUCAGUGUAUUCAGUGGAAACACAAUGGGAGAUAUUAUCUCUCAAUGUGAGUUCUGGUUAACAGUGUAGAUUCAUUUCUAAACUGCAAAGUUCAUCUUUCUCUGUCGCCAUGCCUUAAGCCACUUUCACUCUCUCAGGUUCACAUAACUUUGCAGCAAGCAAUUGUGAAUAGGUCUGUGUUGUUUUUUAAGUAUUUGUAUGAAUGGACUUUGGUAUAGCUCAGCCACUUUUAACGUUUUAACUGUUACUUGAUUGUUUAAAGUGGCGGGAAAAUUAACUUAAGGGAUGCAAAUAAAAGGUUAUGAUUACAAACGAAUGCAUCACAAAAUUCAUUAAAUCUAUUACUAAUAUUUGCUCAUGCUUGUACUGUUUUCCCACUGAAUAUGAUGUCAACUCCUAGAUGAUAAAAUACUGACUUUCAGUUAUUAAUAAAUUAA
Molecule: messenger RNA, 1344 nt
Organism: Carassius gibelio (silver crucian carp)
Lineage: Eukaryota; Metazoa; Chordata; Actinopteri; Cypriniformes; Cyprinidae
Product: spexin prohormone 2-like
Exons: 4
Coding region: 1-240 (79 amino acids)
Molecular function (GO): neuropeptide hormone activity
Source: RefSeq, a predicted model, not a curated record